UAAAGGUUAACUAUUUAGUGAAAAUAUACGUGGAGUUUAAUUAUACAUUAAAAUGAAGGAAAUAAUUGAAGGAAUAAAAUCUGAAUAUUGAUGUGUAAUUAUUAAAAACGUGAGAUACACACGUAUUGUUGUGAGAGAGAAUAAGAGGCAAAGUAAGGGUGGAGGAACGUGACGCUUCAUUUGUAAAUAGCACUUAACUCAAACUCGUCUUCAUCAAAAUCCUCUCACUCUUUCUUCCACUUUUCUUUCUCUUCAUUUUCAUCGCCACUAUGUAUGCUGUCCAACCUCCAGCUCCCGAAAAUUCAUGCUAAAGCUGAUCAGUUUUUUCCUUUCGAGUAAUAUAUUUGUGAAUUUUCGUAAUUGUUUUUAGAUGUUGGGUAUAUGGGUGUGAAUGAAGAAAGAUAAGCAGAAAUCAGAUGUUUUGGGGGAAGAAGAGGAAAGGGUUUGUUGUAUAUGUGAGAAAGCGUUUAGGUCAGGUAAAGCUCUAGGAGGUCACAUGAGAAGUCACGUGAUGAAGAAGAAGAAGAAGAAGAAGAUGGAUUGUGAGAUGAUGAUGAAGAAAUGCAGUGAGUGUGGUAAGAAAUUCCCAUCGAUGAAGUCGUUGUUUGGGCACAUGAGGUGCCAUCCCGAGAGGGAUUGGAGGGGAAUCAACCCGCCCGAAUCAUUGAGGGGCUGGCCGCUCACCGCCAAGCGCCGCCGCAACCCCAAUCAUCGCCUUCGCAACGCCGUCAAUUUUCUAAUGACGCUGGCUUCGCCUCAAGUCGAGCAAAUCGGGGGAGAAUCAGUUGAGCAGUUGAAGGUAUUGAAGAAGAAGAAGAAGAGGAGAAAGAAGGUGAAGCUAUGCGAUCUCAACUUAUUGGAGAAUGAUAAAAACAACCACACCAACUUGCUAGAUUUCGACCUCAAUGAGGUGCCUCCAUCAAUUUCUUCCUGCUAAUUAUAAUUAUAAUCAUACUUAUGUUUACAUGAAUGUUAAUUUCAUAUCUCUUGACAGCUUAAUUAAUUGUUUUCUUCAUGGACAAGAUAUAUAUGAUAUGAUUAUCUCGUGUUAUUGAUUA
Salvia miltiorrhiza (redroot sage) is the source of this 1058-nucleotide messenger RNA. RefSeq lists its product as uncharacterized. The transcript has a single exon. The coding region runs from base 392 to 937 and encodes 181 amino acids. NCBI's taxonomy places the organism in Eukaryota, Viridiplantae, Streptophyta, Magnoliopsida, Lamiales, Lamiaceae. The record is from RefSeq and is a predicted model, not a curated record.